AUGCCCACGAUUCUCGCGCUUAGCUUGUCCUUGUGCGAGGGGAAAACGCAGGCAGGCCAACGCCAGUGGGGUAUGUUUUCCACGGAACCGCACGCUUUGACCAACAACAACAGCAUCUGGGAUGCUGGGGGGUUGAUAAGCGAGAGCUUCACCACAACGUGUUUCCAUAGCAAUACGAAGUUGGGCACCGGGAGAGUUGUUUUACAGAUUCAUGUGGAGAUUGCGAGAAUAAUGCCAUUCGCCGUUGUUCAAACAACUAACGCACGGGGUUGCAAUGAGCUGUCGGUAGUACCUGCGUCGUGGCUGCGGGGAUCAAGGAGCGGAAACAUUCUGCUGUGGCCAAAUGUGAAGAGUGUCGCAGAACAGGAAAGAUUACUCCGCGACGAAAACAGCUCCCCGAAGAAGUCCUGGGUGAAAUAUAAAUGCAAGGUGAAACGGAAUCCCAUCGCAUCAUUUAAUGCCGCGAAGCGUAUGCUGGAUGAUUUAUCCGGAGAAUCCUCAUCGGAAGUCAGCAAUCUAGUUCGACGUAAACGAAAACCCAAAAACAAUGAGGCUAAUAACUUUCAAGAAAUGCUCAUUUUAAACGAUACGCCUUGCUCAUCUGCUGCAGAAACAACCUCGUCAUCGGUUCCCAUUGUCAUUGAGGUAAGAGGAGGGGUUCAAGGCGAGAUUCAGGAUGAAUUUCCUCGAGGAACAACAUCUUCCCCUCGACAACCACCCGCCACCGUUUUGACAAACGUUGAGGAUAAUGUUCAAAAUGCCCAGGAUGAAAUCCUCCAACAGCCACUACCUGUACUUCCAGUCAAUGGCAUCACGACGCUGUCUGAAGAUAAUGUCCCGGAAAUUCAGACUGUUCAGUAUGUGGCGUACGAUACUGCAGAUACUGUGGUGGAGCCGGGAACGCAACAGUGUUUUGAUACGGUUAUCAAACAACUGCAAGAAACAAACAGCAGACUGGAACGACUGGAGAAGCGUAUAGCAAGUAUUGGGACUCAAAACGAAUUUAUGUUAGACGCGGUCCGAAAGUUCAUCUCCCAUACGACGAACAUCGAACAGCCAUCGUCUUUCUGUUUCGACCCUAUCAAAGAUGAGAAUGAAUUGGCUGAUUUGGAAAAUAAGCUGACGGACAACGACUUCAAGUUGAAGAUGAUUAAUUGGUUGCGGUUGAAUGUCAGUGGCGACUGUGCGGAUAAUCGCAUGCUUGGAGUACUCGAUUUGUUAUUCAGCAAGGAAUUCCAAACGAAAUGCACGUGGACUGGAGCCAGUCGUAAAGGACCAAAAACUGCUAUAAUGCCAAAUCGACAUGUUCUGCAAUUAUUUCAGCAAGUUGGAACUGAUGAGUCUGAAACGGUAACUCAACAUAAACUGGCCAGCUUUUUCAUGAAAAAGCUAAAAAAUUCUCUCAAACGAUUACUCACAACCGGCAUGCGUCGUGGGACAAGGCAUGUGAGACGGCGAAAGCAGCAAUGUGCUACUAAAGAUGGUAUGAAACUCGAGCCAGAGUUCACACCUGAAGAUCAUGAGGAGAAUCACAGUGAUCAUGAGUCCGAUGAACAUGUUUCUUCGGUCGUUGAUUCGUCUGAUGCCAUUGAAGCUGUAGAUAUCGAGUCAGACUGGAACGAUCCAGCUUUUGAUGAUUCCAGUGAAUAACAUCUUGCAACGUUGUACUUGAUUAGGAGCCGACUGAUAAUGUAUCUGAAGAGAUAUUGUAGGGGAGCUAGGGGCAAAAUAACACAUAGUAACCAAUUAUAACUUUUACUUUUUUUUUGUUUUUUUUUUUAUGUUUUUAUGUAUGUGUAGAAAUUUUUCAGUUUAAUUACGUUAGACUUAUUGUUUAUUUGGUUACUUAUGUUUAUUUGCAUUGGAAAGAAGAAGAAAAGUGACUUAACAAUUAAUUGGUACUCGGUCAUGAAGUGGAUUUUUAUUGCAUUUAUUUUUUAACCAUGCCUCUAAAUUGAAGUUUUAUAAUUGAUUCGAUUUGGUAUAAGUAUGUAUCAGUGGAAUAAA
Molecule: messenger RNA, 2007 nt
Organism: Aedes aegypti (yellow fever mosquito)
Lineage: Eukaryota; Metazoa; Arthropoda; Insecta; Diptera; Culicidae
Exons: 3
Coding region: 1-1650 (549 amino acids)
Source: RefSeq, a predicted model, not a curated record